AUGAAGACAAUAUCUAUUAACAGUGUUCCCAGUUCCGAUAUUCCUUCCCAACAGGAACUACUAACUGAAAAAAAUCCAUCAACUAGCAAUGAAGAGGUAAAUGACCAAGGAAUAAAUAAAUCGCAAAAUUUAAAUCAUUAUAGUGAAGCUUUAGAAUCGGCCCAAAAUCAAAAAGAAAGGAUGACUUUACCAAUUUCAGAAUAUGAAAAUACAUCCACAAAAUCAUUACCUGACUCAUCAUUAUCUUCAUAUGAGCAAACUAUUCAUAUACCAAAUAUAAAUACUGGUCAGGAAAUAAUUGACGAACCAAAAGAAGUUAAUAAUAGUGAAUUACCACCACCUAAAAAAGAUAACAUUGUUCAAAAUGAAAUUAAUAACAUGGAACUUGAUUCUUCCAACAAUUUAUCUGGUAAUAUUGAUCAAAAUUUUGAUAGAGAAUAUCGCUAUAAGUUUCGUAGUCGCCAUUCUCCAAACUCCCGAAUAGGAAAUGAAAAAUCAGAUAAUGAUAAUAAUAAGGCCCCAUUUAGUUUGCGUAAAUUAACAGAUGCUGAAUUCCAAGCUCUGCCUUCAGGGUCUCGUUUGUUUUUAGGAAAUUUAUCCACUCAAUCGAUUUCCAAAAAAGAGCUUUAUGAUAUCUUUUCUCCUUAUGGAGAGGUUUUUCAAAUAUCUAUUAAAAAUAGUUUUGGAUUAGAAGUUUCUCACGGUAAGCCGCAUCGCCUUUCACCAAAUCAAGAUACUGGAUUUAAAACUAAUUCUGGGCAUCGUCAUGAAAAACGUUGGAAUCAAAGAGGUGGUAAUAAAAACAAUUGGCAUAAUAGUAAACGAGAAUAUUCACCUGCCAGGGGACAUCAUACUCAAAACCAUAAUGAUUGGAAUUAUAAUAAGGAAUCUAAUGAAAGAGAAUAUCGUCAUGAUUCAUACAGAGAAGAAUACCGCGAUCAAAGAGCUUCCCACAGAUCUAAACCAUACAAAGUUCCUAAUAGAGAUUAUUUAGAACAAAAACAAAGUCGUGAUAAUAGGUCACAAUCACAAGAUAAGACUAAUGAAGAAUUUCCUUUACCUAGAAGGCAAGGUAACGAAGUACCAGAAUGUCAAAUAAUUGCUCUUGAAGAAGUUGAUCGAGAAGCAAAUAUUUCUGUUCAUACACUUCAUUUAUCUAGAAAACUUCAAAUUCAAGCAGUUGUUCGUCAAAUGAUUGUAGAAGGAGUACAUGCUGUCAUCUUUUUGGAAAGAGUUCUUGCAAUCAACGGCAAGGUUAAUAUGCAAAUUUUUGAACAUCAACGUUUUCAAGACAAUGUAAAAUAUGAUGAAUAUAACAGCAUUAAAAUAGAAGAGGCAGUCGGAUUAUUGUUGCGAGCUCGUGUUUCAUCAGUUUCUGUUAAUAUUCGACCACUAGAUAAUAUAUUAAUGGGUGGGCAACAAAUUCUAUCCCAAACACAACAAGCUGCCCCAGUUACGGAACAAUCGAAUGCAGCCAAUAUUAAUCCAAACUCAUUAAAUAACGUUAAUUUUGCUGCACUUGCCAAUUUGCUUGGUAGUUUGCAACAAAAACAACCAACAGGUCCCCAAAAUGUUCAUUCUAUUCAAGGAAUACAACCUAUGCAAUUAGUUCCACCUAAUACUAAUUUACAACAUCAGCCAGGGUUCAUACCUGUACAACAGCAAAAUUUUGAUAUACAACAAAUACUUAGACAUUUAGCACCUGCAAAUACUUCAAAUCAACAGCCAUAUAUGCAGGUACCCCCACAUAAUCUUACACAACAGUCUACUACUUAUAACACUUCAAUGAUCAAUCAGCCUCAUGUUGUCAAUCCAAAUGUUAUGCUUCCUAAUACUCUUCCUUUAUCUCAACAUCAAUCCCAACAUGUUGCGCCAAAUUUACAACAAUUUUCUAACCAAAUUCCUGGUAGUUCUAAUGUAUCGGAUCUUAUGGCACAAUUCAAUAAUUAUAAUAACCAAUGUUAA
Molecule: messenger RNA, 1965 nt
Organism: Entrophospora candida
Lineage: Eukaryota; Fungi; Glomeromycota; Glomeromycetes; Entrophosporales; Entrophosporaceae
Source: the annotation of a GenBank genome assembly